This is a messenger RNA of Hibiscus syriacus, 468 nucleotides long. RefSeq lists its product as uncharacterized. Lineage: Eukaryota; Viridiplantae; Streptophyta; Magnoliopsida; Malvales; Malvaceae. The transcript is spliced from 2 exons. Bases 1 to 468 code for a protein of 155 amino acids. The record is from RefSeq and is a predicted model, not a curated record.
AUGCGGUGGCUAAACUUUGUCCUUAAGAUGGAGAAGCUCCGGAAGCAGUACCGGACAGAGAUUCAGCAGACUAUAUCGAUGCCCCUUUUUAGUUUUGUUUCUUCUUGGGUCCAUUUUAAACGGAUGAACGCUAUGGAAAAAGGGCCUAAUGUGAAAUCACAAUUCGAGUGCCCCGAUGAUGAGAACGACAAUGACCAUCAAGAGUCACUAUCGGUGGAAGUGAGGGUCUGGGUUAGAAUCCCUACUGGAGUUGGUAUAGCUCAACCAGGGACAAGACAAAACCCAAUUCUAACGCCAGUCCUUACCAUAGCAAUUAUGAUAUCGAUGAGCAGGAUCCGAGUCGAGUCAAUACAUGGUGCUAGGGUUCUCAAUGAUUUGAGAAACAGCAGCGACGGAAUCAGAGAAGAGGAGAGAGACAUGGUAGCAGAGAUGGUUUCGGUAAUAAAGGUAUUGGGGAAAGGUUCAUAA